AUGCUCAUAACAACCUAUCACCUUUGCGAGCAGCUGCCUCGAGCGGCCUUCGACGACUUCCCGGUCUGCCAAUCCGGCGUUGACACGCUUCUGGAAACUCAGGACGAGGACUCGCUAGAGUUCCGCGCUCAGGAGGAGCCGUUUGAAGUCGCGAUUCAGGAAGCUGUUAAAGAGGCAGAAGAGGAGGAAGCUGCAGAGGUGGCUGCAGCAGAGAACGGGGAUGCGCAGGAUCCUGCGCUCGUUGUCGUUGAAGAAAUGACUCUUGAUGACUCCUCAGGCGAAGAAGAGACUGAGGCUUCUCUAGAGGAGCAUACGUCUGGUGAGGUUCAGGCCACAGCGGACGAUGCUGCUGAUGCUGAUGAGAGAUUGAUGGAUGGACCGACAGAGGAGGACCAGCAGCAGGGUGGGGGACUUCAAGAUGAAGUUGCUGUGGCUGCAGCCUGA
Molecule: messenger RNA, 444 nt
Organism: Closterium sp. NIES-65
Lineage: Eukaryota; Viridiplantae; Streptophyta; Zygnematophyceae; Desmidiales; Closteriaceae
Source: the annotation of a GenBank genome assembly